AUGAUUGAAGAAGCGUUGUCCCAUAAACAGUCCCAGGAUGAGAGACAACAAAUCUUAUCAAUGAAAAGAUCGAUAGAUUCACCGUUUACUAACAGGAUAAAGCAGUUUCGACCACCUCUAAAUUUCAUCCUGCCUCAAUUUAAAGAAUUCUUCGACGGGAGGAAUGGCGAUCCAGUGGAACACGUCCAACAUUUUCAAGCUUCGAUGAGUCUAUGGGGAUUCAGUGACGAGUUACUUUGCAGAACCUUUCCGAUGACUUUGAAUGAUGCUGGUGAAAGUAUUAUUGAUAUUACAAGGAGGUUUCGCCAGGAAGUUAGUGAAGUUGGAAAAGUUGAUCCUGGACUCGUAAUAAAAGCGUACAAGAAUGCAUUAGAUUAUGACGAGUUUGGAAUUUACAAUUCUCUAACAGUUCAUCCGGUCGUAACCCUCAAAGAAUUGUACGACCGAGCCGAUAGGUAUGGUAGAGAUCAGAAAGAAAAGAAAGAAAAGUUGUCACGUGCAAAAGGCCCAGAGGUCGAAGGACACGUCAAACAAAAACAACAUUUAGAGGUCGGUUCGAAAAAGAAAAAUCUUGAUAACACCCGAAGUAGAACCGGAAACGGAGAAGAAUCAAGAAGAGAUCAAGGUAAAGAGAAAGAGAAAUUUACAAGUAUAAACAUUGGGCUGGGAGAACUCUUCAAAAAGGUCAAAGAUUCUCUUCCUGUUCCAAAGCCAAUGUCAGAAGAAACGAAAGAUAAAAGAGAUAGAGGUAAAUAUUGUGCGUAUCAUCGAGAUCAUGGACAUAACACCGAAUCUUGUCGAAUUCUAGUGACGGAAGUUCAGAAAAUGGUUGGUGAAGGCAACGGUGGAGAUUCAAUCAUCGGAGUGUCUUUGCAGGUACCCCCUCAUCUUUCAUCUACAAUUCUGGAGAAGUAA
Messenger RNA from Papaver somniferum (opium poppy), 915 nucleotides. RefSeq lists its product as uncharacterized. NCBI's taxonomy places the organism in Eukaryota, Viridiplantae, Streptophyta, Magnoliopsida, Ranunculales, Papaveraceae. The coding region runs from base 1 to 915 and encodes 304 amino acids. The transcript has 2 exons. The record is from RefSeq and is a predicted model, not a curated record.